Molecule: messenger RNA, 1280 nt
Organism: Abrus precatorius (Indian licorice)
Lineage: Eukaryota; Viridiplantae; Streptophyta; Magnoliopsida; Fabales; Fabaceae
Product: dehydrogenase/reductase SDR family member 7
Exons: 12
Coding region: 149-1108 (319 amino acids)
Cellular component (GO): membrane
Molecular function (GO): oxidoreductase activity
Source: RefSeq, a predicted model, not a curated record
AAUUUGCCGUGAAAUAAUCGCCUUUGUACUUGGGAGGCUACAUGAAAACGACGUUGAAUCGUGGUAUCCAUAGCCGUUUCAUUUCGAAUAUAGAGCAUUUCGUAGCCAGCAAUCAAACUAAGAUUAUUGAAUCGUAACGACGAGCCCCAUGUUGGUGCUGUUCAUUUGCUUCUUCCUUUUGUUCCUAUUUUUGUACAAAUUCGCCACCGCUUAUGGCGAUUUCACUUUGAUGUCUAAGAAGAAACCUAAACGCCAAGAAAUUGAAGAUAAGGUUGUUUGGAUUACUGGUGCUAGCCGUGGAAUUGGUGAGGUUCUGGCUAAACAGUUUGCAAGUUUAGGGGCCAAGCUUAUAAUCUCUGCUAGGAGUGAACCUGAGCUUAACCGAGUAAGGGCACAGCUGAAAGGUAAGCAUGCACCUGAUGGAGUAAAGAUCUUACCAUUGGAUUUAACAUCUGGAGAGGAUUCUCUUAGGAAGGCUGUUGAGAAGGCUGAAUCCUUUUUUCCAGAUUCUGGUGUUGAUUAUAUGAUCCACAAUGCAGCUUUUGAGCGUCCUAAAACAUCAAUUUUAGAUGUAACUGAAGAAGGUCUUAAGGCAACAUUUGAUGUCAAUGUUUUUGGGACAAUAGCUCUCACAAGGCUCUUGACACCUUUCAUGUUGAAGAGGGGGCAUGGUCAUUUUGUGGUGAUGAGUAGUGCAGCAGGAAAGACACCUGCCCCUGGUCAGGCUGUGUACUCUGCCUCUAAAUAUGCACUAAAUGGGUACUUCCAUACCUUGCGUUCGGAGCUCUGUCAGAAAGGAAUCCGAGUAACUGUUGUCUGUCCUGGUCCAAUAGAAACAUCGAAUAACUCUGCAGCGAAGGCUUCAUCUGAGAAGCGUGUGUCAUCUGAAAGGUGUGCAGAGCUGACUAUUAUUGCUGCAACCCAUGGCUUAAAGGAGGCUUGGAUAUCAUAUCAGCCUGUGCUUGCCGUCAUGUAUCUCGUUCAGUACAUGCCAACUAUUGGUUACUGGCUCAUGGACAAGGUUGGCAAAAACCGAGUAGAAGCUGCUAAACAGAAGGGAAACACAUAUUCUGUGGGCUUACUGCUUGGAAAAAAUAAGGGCGCUUGAGGCCGUCUGUGCAUGUCUUUCAAAGCUUUGUAUUUUAUAUGUAAUCUAUUUCAAGGUUCUCAGUCAUACUAAAAUAACACCCUUUGCUACAUCAAACUAAAAUAGUACAGUAUAUGGGUUUCCUAAAUGAACAAUGUACGCAAAGAAACUUUCAAUGGCCACCUAAACUUGC